Molecule: messenger RNA, 2025 nt
Organism: Hypomesus transpacificus
Lineage: Eukaryota; Metazoa; Chordata; Actinopteri; Osmeriformes; Osmeridae
Gene: adad1
Product: adenosine deaminase domain containing 1 (testis-specific)
Exons: 12
Coding region: 64-1767 (567 amino acids)
Biological process (GO): RNA processing; adenosine to inosine editing
Cellular component (GO): nucleolus; cytoplasm
Molecular function (GO): double-stranded RNA adenosine deaminase activity; double-stranded RNA binding; tRNA-specific adenosine deaminase activity
Source: RefSeq, a predicted model, not a curated record
ACUGCAGUUCCGUUUGAGCCCCUCAUGUGACAGAAGAACAUGUAGCAAACGUCGCAGGUCAAAAUGUCUCGAGGUGGAUCUUUUCGGGGUGGCAGAGGAGCCAGCUUUGCUCAGAUCCUCAGGAAGAAUAUUUCUGCUCCGCCGGGGUCGACGAUGUCUGCUCCGCCAGGGUCGACGAUGUCUCCGGUGGCAUCCAUGCAUCUGGUUUCUUCAGAUGGCCGCGACCCCGCAGUUGCCGGUUCAUGCAAAACUGGUGCACAUCCCAGGCCUAGCGGUUUGCCUCAGACACUGAUAGAGAGGUACAAGAAUGGAGAGACGCACGCAGUGUCAGCCCUAUAUCAGCUUUCACAGGUCUUGCAGUUCCAGCUGGAGUUAAAAGAAACUACUGGCAACGUUGCAGGCUUUUACUUUGCUUUCUGUGCUGUGAUUGACGGGGUGAAGUACAAGACUGGGAUGGGGAACACCAAGAAACAGGCAAGGGCCAUAGCUGCCCAGCUAGCUCUGGAGGAUCUCAUUCCAACUCUUUCAGGCAAGUCUCUGCUUCCAGAACAAUCAAGUUGCCCUCCUCCUUUGCAAGUUAAAGAAGGUAUUUUCUCAGAGUCAGAGGGUCAUCCUGGCAGAGCCGUUUAUGAGUGUAAGAACCCGGUGAACGAGCAGAUCCCACAGGCUGUGAGAGAGCUGCUCAGCAAGUUGUUAGAGAACCACCCAGAGUUCUCUAGCUGUGAAACCACUGUGGCGGCGUUCAUCGCCCAGUCGCCCAGCGGGUGUGAAGUGGUCGCUAUGGGCACAGGAAACGUCAACAGCAAGGAAAGUGCAACGCCAAACGGCCGCGUCCUCCACGACUCCCACGCCGUCGUGACGGCCCGGAGGUCCCUGAUGCGGUAUCUGUACAGGCACCUGUUGUUGUUCCACAGUAGGAAUCGUAACCUGGAGGAAAAGUCCAUCUUCCAGCAGGAAGAAGGCACCCAGCUGCUCAGCUUGAAGACUAACUUCACCCUGCACUUGUAUCUCAGCCAGCUGCCCAAAGGAGCUGCCCAGAUCCCUUCCAGUCUGCGACUGAACCCCCACUCCAUCUCAGCGUGGGAGGUGAACAACCAGAUGAGCCUGCAUGUGACGGUGGAGGGCAAGGUCUUCUCCGUCUUCUCCUCCACCUUCGCCCAGGCGGCCUCCAAGCUGGUCAGCAUGUCGGCCAGCGACAAGGUGACCCAGUGGCAGGUGCUGGGCUACCAGGGGGCUCUGCUCAGCCACUUCAUAGAGCCUGUCUAUGUCAGCAGAAUCCUCAUCGGUGACCCGAGCUGCAGUGAGGUGCGGGGGAUGGAGAUCGCCGUGAACCAGCGUGUGGACGGUGUGAUGGAGCACCUGCCUAUGUACUACUGCAUGCACCAGCCUCACAUCAGCCUGGCCCCCAGUGUGGCCCCGGGGGGCCCCUCCGGCCCCCAGCCCAGCCUCUGCCUUAACUGGAGCCAGGGGGACGUAUCCCUGGAGGUGGUGGACGGCCUGCAGGGACAGACGGUGCAGGAGUCACCUUUCAAGAGCAGCCCUGCCCUGGCCAGCCGCCUGUGCAAAGCCGCCAUGCUGAGUCGCUUCAAUCUGGUUGCCAAGGAGACCCAGAGGGAGGACUUGCGGGCUGCGAUCUCCUACAGACAGGCCAAGAUGAUGGCCACAUCGUACCAGGAGGCUAAAAGUGUGCUGAAGUCUUACCUGGCACAGCGAGGGUACGGCUCCUGGGUGGCCAAACCUCCCAUUAGUGACCACUUCAAGAUGUGAACACACCACCGCUAAUCAAAACUGAUACGAUAGGAGCUCAGAUUCAUGUUUCAGUUCUGAAGUUCAUCAGAAAAGGGUGUCUUAGUUUUUCACGAGGAUAUGUUUACCAGUUGGCUGCUUCCUUAGUUUUAGUUUAUGGUUGACCAAUUAGGUUUGCUCUAGAUGUGUUGGUACUUCACCUUAAGUUGUUUUUGUACAGAAUUGAAUUGAAAUAAAUCCAAAUGUUUUUCCCCCCUUCUAAAGAGUGUUUUGAAAAUC